Molecule: messenger RNA, 9334 nt
Organism: Mytilus californianus (California mussel)
Lineage: Eukaryota; Metazoa; Mollusca; Bivalvia; Mytilida; Mytilidae
Product: mitogen-activated protein kinase kinase kinase 4-like
Exons: 25
Coding region: 7-5058 (1683 amino acids)
Biological process (GO): protein phosphorylation; MAPK cascade
Molecular function (GO): ATP binding; protein kinase activity
Source: RefSeq, a predicted model, not a curated record
UCUGUCAUGGCGGCUGAUGGGACAAAGUAUCCCAGGUCAGCAUCGCCAAAUGAGGAUUACAACCCUUUGCACGACGAGACUGAAGCUAAAUUUUUUCACCAACAAAGUCAUGAUGCAGACAUUAGUGAAGAAGAAGAUCAGUUCAAUUCUGUUGAAUCUCUUCCAGACCAUAUGUAUUCCAAUAUGGUGUAUGGCACAACACCACCCGCUAACCCAAGGGGUGCAAAACUUGAAAAAAGCAAAAAACACUCUCAUCAGCGGAAAGUGUCAUACAAGGAGUAUAUGGCUACGAAAAAGAAACCUCAGCCAAGAACUCCAGUCAACAUCAUAAAAGAUCAGUAUGCAGACAAUCCGGUAUUUUGUAAACUCAGUGGAGUUGAUUCUGAUGACAACCUUGAAAGGGAUUUCUCACAAGAUUCAGAAAAGAUGAACAAGGAUAAUCGAAAUAACAAGAAAAAAAUUCUGAAAACAUCAAGGAGUUAUGAUAGGCACGUGAAGGCUACUUCUGGUGAUUUGUCAAAUUUAGAUACAAAUACGGCUGAUGUUUCUUUGACAACAUCUGGUAGAUUUUCAUCGACCAAUCCUCCAAGGGUUGACUUUUCAGGAAGGUUUUCUUCCUUAAUAAAUCGACCAUCUCCUCUGACAAUAACAUUAACAAAUUCGUUAAAUUUGGCCUGUAGCUUGAACAGUUCUUGGGGUCCAUCAAAGCCUGAUAGCAGAAGAUUAUCUGUAGUUUGUCCGGAUUGUCCAAAGGACAGAAGUGAUUUCUACAAAAUCUUUUCUGCUCUUAUUCAGAUGGGCUCUCAACCUAAGAAGGAGAAAGAUCAUAAAAGAAAAGAUAAUUUUGGAGCAUAUCGUAGACAAAUAAGCUCUGAACAGGAACUGUGGCAACAGCACUUUGUGGAUUAUCUCUGGCUUGAACUACGAAUGGAACACUUAGGUUAUACUAGUUUUAAAGACUUUGAAGAUAAUCUAAAAUUGGAUAAAGCAAGAAUUCCACAGGUCCUGGAAGACAUCAUGAACUUCAAACUGGACAAUAAAGAUUUUAUACAACUUUGUGAUAUACCUGUGUAUAAAGAUGCCAGUAAUGACCUCUCCUCGCCGGAAAUACUUUCAUGUGAAAAUAAUUCAAUAACCACGGAAACCAUUAGUUUUCAAAAAUUGGCAGUAAGUCAAGUGGAAGAAUUAUUAGACAAGUUAGACCAGUGUGAACAAUUAUUUCCUACUUCAAAAGCAUUUGCCAAGGAAUAUCCCCAGUAUGGUAGUAAGGAGUUUACCUUACAGGUGAAAUCAUUAUACCUGUGGUUAAAUAUAACUAGAGAUCUUUGUCAUAAAAUGAAACAGUUAGGUAAGAUGUUGGGUGUUCAGUACAUUCCAGAUAUAGACUGGCCAAUGAUGGACUUUGAAAGUCCACGAUGGCAUGAAACAAAAACAAAUGUGUCUUUUCAUCGUGAGAGUAUACCAGAAAUCCGGGAACCAGAUUCCAGUGAAAGUGAAGACGAAGGUAUUGCAAAUAACAAGUUGUCUCCUGGUGAUUCAAGUCAUUCCACAAAACGUGUUACAUUUACAAUGGGUUCAGGGAAAGCCAGUCCCACAAAUGAUGUGCCAAAAGAUGCUUCUACCCCAUUAAAGCCAAGUAUUAGGUAUUAUUCUACAUCAUCGACUGAUUUAUCAAGAGUGUCAAGUGAGGCUAGUAUAAUGGACGAUUUUGCAAAGACAACAACAUUUGUGUAUAGGAAGUUUGUAGAUAAAACACUUAAACGAAUGGGUAUGAACAAAAUGUUGUUAAGAUUCAGAGAAUUGUUUGAUAGAACGUUACAACGAGCUCAGGAAGCUCUACAAAAACCAUCCACUUCAUCUGCUGAGGGACAAUCUCCAAGGUCCUCAGGAGAUGAUGCAAACACUCAAAUGUCGACGUCCCCAGCUGCUCUGGACUUCCUUUGUGUUCAGGACUUUCCCCAUAAUACAGCAGUCCAUCGCAGUUCCAGCAUAACAGAUUGUGGAGCAUGUAGUGAGCAGUUUCAGAAGAUGGGUUUGCCAUCAUUUAGACCAAGUUAUCUUUUUCUAUUACAAGUGUUCAUGGAUGUUAUUCACGAGGCCUUGAGAUUGAGGUUGGAUCAGAGACCUAUGGGUGAGCCUUCUCAUCUCAGUAUAAGACCGCUUUUGAGGGAAUGUAAAGAUGUACUACAAGGUGCUGUGAUAGUUAAACAGUAUUAUCAACACAUGGUGUAUGCUGUGUUUGCUGAGGAGGAAAUGAUGGACUUGGAACAGUUUGAUCAAGACCUGAGAAAAAUGCUUGAUGAAUAUCUAACAUAUCUACAGACUUGGUUGUAUAUGUUACAAAAUCUGCCCGAAGCUUCAAGGAGUCUAAAGAAUGUGCUGGAUACUGAGUGGACGUUUACCAAAGGCAUCUGUCCUUAUAUUAUUGGUGGUGAGGCAGAGGCAGGAAAAAGGUUUAGCACUUUAGCAAGCAGUCUGUUAAAUUCUAUCGUGGAUUUCAUGGAGACAGGUAUCGAUGAUUUCACAGCCUCCCUAUAUGACUGGACAAUGAGAGAUGAUGAAGAUGAGGAUCUAGAUGAAAAUGGUGAUGAAUAUGCAGAUGAAGAAGAUGAAAAUGAGUCCAAUGCACAAUAUAUACGAGAUACAGAUGAUGACAGCCUAGAUCCUACAGAUUGUGAAAAUUCUAGGGAUGAUCAUGUUAAAAGAAUCAUGGAACUGAGACAUUCAUUCCAACAAACCUCAAGAAAUUGUAAGAAGUUAUUUAAUGAAGCAAGAGAAAGAGCCACCAAAGCCUUAGGUUUUGCCAAAAUAUUAAGAAAGGAUCUUGAAAUAGCAGCAGACUUUAACAUUAUAGUCAACACAGCUGAAUUGUUUGAUAAAUUGAAAGAAACAAAUCAUGCUUUGGUGAUGGCAUCCAUGAAUCCUGGCUAUCAGAUGUUUAUACCGAACAAAAUAAUCAACAACCAACAAUUGAUUCUACAAUUACUGAAUGUCACAUGUGGUCGGGAUGAUGUUUCAAGGUCACAAGAUGACCCAAACAAGGAAGAUGGUUACCUGUUGAUGGUGAAAUGUGAAGGGGGACGAGACCAUAAAUUAGAGUGUCCAAUCUGGGUCGGGAACUCUGUCAAAGUGGAACCAACAGCAGAAACUACUAUAGCCCUAUCUCAUAUUGAGGUUCAAGGGUUAUUGUUAGUUGUGAUCAAUGCUGGACAUUUAACAACACAGAGAAAGGAAUUUGAAGGUUAUGCUGGGAAAACAGUGGAGCUAGUUAAUGAACAAACCUCAUGCCAUCAAGCUAUUGCUGAAUCUUUAGCUGAGUUAAAAUCAGCUGCUGUAGAGUUACAAGAAAAAGUUGUUUUAGCCAUUAAACAGGUGGAUGAGAAAUUAAACUUUGAAGAUAUAGCAAACCUAGAAGACAACGAAAAAUACCAUCUACUGAAUCUGUACAGAGAAACUAUGCUCAAAGGCUAUAACUUUGGAUUUGAGUACCUGAAGGAGGUGACAAGGUUAGUAACGGGAGAGCCACGACAGAAACUAGGGACACGUCUCGUUAGCUUUGCCAAACAGUGGAUGCAGUUUGUAAUGGAAAAAUGUGAUAAAGGAAGAGGAAUGAGGCCAAAGUGGGCUAGCCAUGGACUUGAUUUCCUCACUGUCGCCUGUCAGCCUGUAGUACUUGCUGGGUUAACAGAACAAGAGUUUCAGGAUUUGAAGCACAGUAUAAACAACUGCAUAUCACAUGUGAUAGGGUCAGCUGAUCGUAAUUUACCUACUAGUCCAACUCAUGGUGGAUCAAUGCAUUCAUCUAGGUCAUCCAGUUCUGAUUUUGGAGGUGGGCGGUCCUACAUGAGAUUCCCAUCCUGGCCGACAACAGAGUCACCAAUCAAACGUUCAUCAUCACAGAUGUCAACAAAGUCAGCUGAUGGAGUUACCUCCCCUCUGUCUGCAGGCUCUGACACAAGAAGUUCCAAGCGCAGCUCUAUAGAAUCUAUGCCAGAAGUAGAAACAUGUAUUUACGAUGGGGAAGACGGUGGUCUAAUUUUAGAUAUAAGUCACCGACGUCGCAGUAGAGGUGGAUCGUGUGAUUUUAGCCAUGAAAUAAUACCAUUGUCUGAGAAAGCUACAAAGAAAAUAGAAAAACUGGAGGAGGAUAGAACCAAGAAAUUACAGGAACAAAGAGUCAUUGGAAGGGAAGUCAGUAAAAAGUCAGAGACUGACUACCGUAUCAAUGUACGAAGGGUUACUUUUAGAUGGCAAAGAGGUUUAAAAAUAGGUGAAGGUCAGUUUGGAAAGGUAUAUUCAGCUGUCAACAUGGAUACAGGUGAUUUGAUGGCCAUGAAAGAGAUGAAAUUCCAAGCUAAUGACCAUCAAGCUCUGAAGGAAAUAGCUGAUGAGAUUAUAAUGUUUGAGGGAAUACAACAUCCUAACUUAAUCAAGUACUAUGGUGUUGAAGUACACAGGGAUGAAAUGUUGAUUUUUAUGGAAUAUUGUGAUAGAGGAACAUUAGAAGAAGCAACUAAAAUGGGACUUCCUGAACAUCUCAUGGCACUAUAUGCCAAGGAAAUCCUCAAAGCUAUUGGUCACCUUCAUGAGUUUAAUAUAGUACAUAGAGACAUCAAGGGAGCAAAUGUAUUUCUGACUUCUGAGGGAUGUCUUAAAUUAGGAGAUUUUGGUUGUUCAGCCAAGCUGAAGAGCCAACAGACGAUGCCAGGAGAGUUCAAUAAUAUUGUAGGAACUACAGCCUACAUGGCCCCUGAAGUUAUCACUAAAAGUGGAUCAGGAGGUCAUGGUCGUGCAGCAGACAUCUGGAGCUUAGGGUGUGUCAUCAUAGAAAUGGCAACAGGAAAGAGACCAUGGCAUGAGUUAGAGAACAACUAUCAAAUCAUGUUUAAAGUUGGAAUGGGUAGUAUACCUAGUAUUCCAGAGACAUUAAGUAACGAUGGCAAGGAUUUUGUAUCACAUUGUCUAGAACCAGACCCUGAAAUAAGAUGGACUGCUGCUCAAUUAAUAGACCAUCCAUUUGUCAAGGUACAAAUAGAAGAACCUGAUGGAGAUGCAUAAAGGGAGAUAAUAUCACAGGGAGAUAAUCUACCAAAUUACUGAGGAAUCUAAUUAUUCCGCAGAAAGUUAGAGUAUAAAUCCUCUCACUAAUUAAUGAAAUAUGCAGUACAGUUAUGAAUAUUAAUCCAGCAAUAUAAAUGGCACUCUGGCAAAACCAUUUUAGAAUCAUGUAACACCUUAAAUUUGAUAUUUAUUUUCUAAAUACUCCUAGUGAUGUAAUAGGUUUAAGUCACAUUACAAUAUGUUUUUUUUUUAAGUAAAUUGUUUUCUUAAAAGGAGGAAGACCUCAUUUCUGUAUUACAUAUGUUGGUAAAAAAAAACUGUCCCAAAUCUUCAGUCUCAAAAACAUUAGUCCCUCAAAAUAUUUCUCAAAAAAGAAAAUCUGAUUUAGUUAAUUACUACACAUCAUUUACAUUCGAAUUUGAUAUAAAUUGCAGAUCAAAUAAUUGAAUCUAUUUCCGUGUAUGUCUCACUACCACCAAUAAAGGUGUAUACACAAGAUAGUACAAAUUAUAUCUUCUUACCAUGGGCAUGUAACUGUUGUCUCAUAUAGUAGAGCUGAACUCUCAGCAAUCAGUACAAUUAUAUUUCUGUGUGAAAUUUCAUUUCAUUUGCUCAACCUUUUGUAAUCUCUUGCUCAUUUUAUUAUUUAUUGUCUGAAAUGUCCUCCAUGUUUAUGAAGUUUGACUGCCACAAUCUGUAGGAUUAUAAUUUAGUUGUGGAUAAAAUAAUUUAUUUUUUGUAAGUACCUUUAUUUGUUGGAAUUUUAAAAUCUGACAAUAAUUUUAUAUCUUGCAACAUUAUUCAACCUGAAAUACAUUAUAUAUUUUACAAUAGUCAGUAAAAAUUGUAAAUAAUAAUUUGCAGUAUAAAAAUAUCCAAUCAUAUUAUGCAGAGAGCAUUUUUGUAAAAAGAAUAAUCAUUGGAUGAUUUUUUUUUAUCAGUCUCUCAUAUGGGCAUUUUUAUGCCCUACCUAGGGGCAUUAUGUUUUUCGGUCUGUUUGCCGUUCAAUUGUCCGUUCGUCUGUCUGUCCGUCCCGCUUCAGGUUAAAACUUUUGGUCAAGGUAGUUUUUGAUGAACUUGAAGUCCAAUCAACUUGAAACUUAGUCCCUAUGAUAUGAUCUUUCUGAUUUUAAUGCCAAAUUAAGAGUUUUGACCCCAAUUUCACGGUCCACUGAACAUAGAAAAUGAUAGUGCGAGAUGGGCAUCUGUGUACUAUGGACACAUUCUUGUUGGCUGGAAUUGCUUAUCUAGUGAAAAUCAUGAUGCUGUUUGCCCAACUUAAAAGCUAAGAAAUAUACUAUAGUUAUAAUCAGAAAUUAUGUUUGAUAUUCAAAAGAUCCAUAUACCUUUACAUUCAUGUGGUAAUUCAAUUUUAUUUGAGGUGAUGUUAUUUAUUGACCCAAGACAACAUACUACAUUGUGUUAACAAUAGAUAUCAAAAUGUUUUGGGCUUAAAAAGUUGGUAAAAUUUUAGUUUUUUGCCUGUAAUAAGUAUGUAUUUUACACAUCAAGUAAGAUGUUUACUAAAUAUUUAUAUUCUUUAAAAGAAAUAAUUUUCUUCUGUUGUUCUAUCAAUACUAUUUUAUGAAAAGUUUUAUUUCUGACAGUUGUUAUUGUUUUUUAAUUUAUUUAACUUAGUGCUUGUAUUUAAUUUCUGUGAUAUUUCCAGUUUUCUACAAUGUAAUGUAAUUCAGAAAUUAAUGCUGCCAUUAAUUAUUGCGAAUCACUGAUUAGUUGUAAAAAUGCAUGAUUUAAUUAAUGCAAUUGCAAAAAAAAUUGUGAUGAAAAAUCACUACUGAAAUUAUGAAUGCAUGUUUUUAUUAUUUCGAACCUGAUACUGUCACUUUUUUGCAAUAAAUAAAACAUCGCAAUAAUUUCUGAAUGUACAGUAAUUCUUUAUACAAAUGAACUUGUGAUCAAUUGGAAGUUUCCUGAUACUGCCCAGUAAUGUCAAUCAAAAAAUUAUCUUAAGCGAAGUUAUUAAACUGCCUUUAAAUGUUCAAUAUUGUAAAACAAAAAUGAAAUCACAGUGAUUAAAAGUCUAGGUAGGUUUGUUUUAACAUUUAAAUUAAGUAUUCCAAGAUACUACAGGAUGUAAGAUGCUGUCACAAGUUCAGACAUUGAAAGGUCUGUAGACAAAACAGUUAUAAAGUGUUAACUUUUACAACAGAAACCAUUUAUAUGUAAACCAUUUUUCUAUGUGGCCAAUUCUCUUUUACUUGGGCAAGAGCUAUUUUAAACAUAUUCUGUAAUGACACAUAAAAUUGCUCAAGUGGAAUAAUAUACCGGUAUAUAUUUAAGGUUUUUUAUAUUAAAUUAUGUUAUUCAAUUGAAUUUGAAUUCAAAACAUGCCCACCAGCUGCAAUUAUUGAUUCUGAUUGGUCAAUUUUUAAAUUUCUUGGGAGAUUUGGGAGCUGAGUGCUCUUGCAGAUGUGCCCAACUCUAAUCUUAAUGGACUAGGAUUGCCAGUUAUCCUGUUGAAGGUAUAUGGUUCUCUCUGGGCACCCUGGAUUCCUCUGUCAAUAAAAACUGUCCACCACUAUAUAACCAAGAGUGCUGAAAGUGGUGCUAAACACCAACAAUCAAUCAAUAUUUAUUUUUUCUUUUCGUAAGACAAUGACGAUAGGGAGAUCCUCUAUAGUAUUUAUUAUUUUUACCAAUCAGGUGACAUACAUUACAGCAAUGAUACCACAUAUAUGCUCCAUUCAAUCAAUUGAUGCUGAAGUGAUGAAGAUUUAUUAUGUUUAAUAAUUAAGAGGGGCCAUUGUUGACAUUGGAUACAGAUUUAGAUGAGUCAUUCAGGCUUUUUUUAGUCUGAAGUUUGAAUAGCUCUUGACAAAAUUUUAAUUAACCCAAACAGUUGACAAAAAAUUGUUGAGCACAUGAUUGGUUAUGUUGUAAGAGGUAAAAACUGAUAUAUAAGAAACAUAUCAGAAUAUAAACAUUACGUUAGUACAUUAUCUGGUUGUGAUUGGUAAAUCAAUGUCAGUAAAUAGUGAAAAGAUUGAAGAAUUGACAGUAUUGAAUGAAUUUAAAGUCUUUCCAAAUAACUAUGAUUUUGUUGGUUGGUUUUGUGCUCUUAUUAGUAGUUAACAGAUGUUAUUAUAUGAAAAUUUCAUUCCAAAAAGUCUCUCUGUUAAUGAUGUAGAAAACCAAGGACAAAAGUAAACCCUCAGUACAGUUAAGACAACAGGGAACUAUGAAUUAAAUUUUUCAUUAAAUUUUUAUGACCCCACCAAAGUGGGGUCAUCAUCCUCAUCCCAUGGACACAUUCUCCAUUUUUUGUUAUUUUACUUAGAGUGUAUUUGUUGUCUCCAUAUUUUUGCCUGAAUGGAAGGCUUAUUUAAUAAUAAUAAAUUUCAUUACAAGCUGACCUUAUCUAAAAAAAUUUAACCCUUUUAUGUUACCAUUGCCUUAGUACUUUUUUUGAUUUGCAGUUUGUAUUCAUUUCUUCAAUAUUAACGUUUAGUGAUGAGUCAACUAAGCUUAAACAUCAAUAAACCACUUCAAAUUAACCUUUAUUGUUAUAAUGAAAAUUUGUUACAUCAAGUUCAAGUGCUGGUUUAUUUCAUAUGCAGAUUGGAAAGACCUUGUUAUCAAGAACACUGUAAUUAAAUAAGGUUAAUUUCUAUUUGAAUCAAUGUUUUUGAGUGUGGACUUAGUGUAUAAGAUUUAGCAUGUUUGAUAGAUAAGGCAUGAAUUCUUUUUUUUGGAUUCAAACUGCAGUUUGUAAUAUGUUAUUGAUAUUUGCAUCUUUGCAUGGCAGAAUAAUGGAAUAUCAAAGAUUUAAGUAUUUGAUGAAAAUCAUAAAUUAUUUUUCAUGUAAUUCAUAAUUUUGUGAAAAAGAAAAAUCAAAUAAUUUUUUUCCCAAAAAAAUAUUUCCCCAACAUCAUUAUUAACAUCAUCAUAAGUUUAGUAACACAUUUUAAUCUGAUUUUAAGAUUUACACCUAAAAUUAGUUGUUCUCUGUGUGUAUUGUAAGUCAGUAAUUGAGUUUGACCAUGUCAUCUCAGGUUUAAGGAAUCGAAUGAUAUUUGUUGUUGAUCAUGUGAUAAUCUACAUUGGUCAUGUGAUAAUCAGUGUUGAUCAUGUGAUAAUCAGUGUGGAAUGUUAUUUAUUGAUGUGUAAACACCUAUUUGUUAUCCUAUGUAUAUAUUGUACAUACAUGUUAUAUUGUGUAAAUAGGAGAUUUUAAUGUACAAGUUGUUGAUUGGUUGUCAUAAUGUGUAAGAUAUUUGAUUCUUUUGGAGAAUUAAAUAAAUAAGAAACCUGU